Ostertagia ostertagi is the source of this 1053-nucleotide messenger RNA. The record is from the annotation of a GenBank genome assembly. NCBI's taxonomy places the organism in Eukaryota, Metazoa, Nematoda, Chromadorea, Rhabditida, Trichostrongylidae.
AUGCUUAUACAAGGUUCACAACGUCUCGGGAACAAACUGAUUAUACAAAGCCCUCCUUUGACAUCGACUACAAUGGGAAUCUCGGUGUCAAACUGUACGUCUCGUGGAAGAUCUCCUUUUUUACGGAGGUCUCGACGAGUUCCCACUCCUGUCGUAGCUAUGGAAGGAGUGGUGCGUCUUCGUGAGCGAUUCCAAAGGAGGAACACUGGUACGCAGGUGGAUAAAACAGCCGCUCUUGAAGGGUUCAGGUUUCCAUGGCCUUUCCCCAAAAAACCAUCAUCUUUUUAUAACAUGGUGUCGUAUUUCACGAUAGGAGCUGUAGCAUCAGUGUCAAAGCUGCUCUUCCUUCGAGUUGCUAAUCAACUCGUAGUGCAUAACAAAGAGCGUUUUAUGAAUGUUUGGAUGGAUAGGUCACGGCCCUUGAUUACUAUAUCAAAUCACAGAAGUAACAUUGAUGAUCCUCUUAUGUGGGGUUUUAUAACAACUCGAGAGAUGUGCAAAAAUAUCGACCGUCACCGUUAUACAUUGGCGGCACACAACAUAUGCUUCACAAAGCCCUCACAUAUAAAGUUCUUCUCUUUGGGUCGUUGUGUGCCUUGUGUUCGUGGUGAAGGAGUUUAUCAGAAGGGCAUGGACUUUUGUGUGGACAAAUUGAACGAAAAUGGCUGGGUUCAUAUGUUUCCAGAAGGUCGAGUUACUGUGGAGCCGCUUCGGUUUAAAUGGGGAGUUGGCCGUCUGAUUGAAGACACUGCCGUUCCUCCAAUAAUUCUCCCUAUCUGGUGUACCAAUAUGGCAAGUGUAUGGCCAACUCAUCCGCCUUAUUAUCCUCGCUUUGGACAUAAAGUCGACAUUCAUAUUGGUGAGCCAUUUGACUCAAAGCAGAUCUUGGAUGAAUUAUCACUGAAGAAAGGUUGGAGUGUGGUGAAGAGAAGGAAAUUCAUCACGGACGCACUCCAAACAGAGUUAUUUGAGCUCGGUGAAGCAGUUGGAAAUCUCACGAAAGGAACUGCCAUGCGUAUACUCAAAGAGAAUCCCAUCGAGCAUUUGGUGUGA